This is a messenger RNA of Sander lucioperca (pikeperch), 2322 nucleotides long. Its product is annotated as coiled-coil domain-containing protein 112. Lineage: Eukaryota; Metazoa; Chordata; Actinopteri; Perciformes; Percidae. The record is from RefSeq and is a predicted model, not a curated record. The transcript is spliced from 13 exons. The coding region runs from base 590 to 2131 and encodes 513 amino acids.
AUACGUAGCGUCCUCUGCUGGUGCACUGGCGAACUACGCUUUUUAAAUCAAGUUUAUUUUGUUUACAGAGUUCACUUAAACAUGGCCACCCUAGCAACCACACGAUGCGCUGAUAAACAUUGCCCGGUAGCUAUCACAGAGUUAUUCACUGCAUGUGUUGUAAAAUUGACAUGCUAGUUAGCUAGCUAGUCGACAACAUUUUAAUUAUUUCAAAUGUUUAACAUUUUCAGGGAAAGCGGACAUAUGGCGUAACGUUACUGUUGAACGACUGACGAGCUAGCGGUCGCUGACCAAUACUAGCCGAUGUUGCAUACGUUAGCUAACGUUACUGACAUAACGUUACUGAAAUUCGAUGUACACUUGUCAUUAAUUAGUGUAGCUAAUAAUUUUGCAGUGUUUGUCUCAUAUGGUUUGUCUGGUGUUUUGUAAGAGAUAUGUUGCCCCUACUAGCUAGCUGUCCGAAAAUGGAUAUGUUGGUUUGGUUAACAUAGUGCUGUGGUUCCAGAUUGACGAGGCACCAGUAUUACAUUAUCGACAUAGAUGACGUUGACGUUAAGGAAGCUCCAUCCAAAAGGGAUUACAUGUAUAAAUGCACUUUGUUGUUAUAUAUUGCACUAUGAUCAGCUGUUGUGUUUUCCUUUCACUAAAUACAUUUGAGCAGGGGGAGAGAGACUCCAGCAGUGUCCAGCAACAGCUCUGCACAUCACCCCUUGUCAGCAGUGACAGCGUGGAUCAGAGGCUAGCUAGGCAGAAAGCUGCUCAGUUUCUCAGGGAAGCCGAGAAAAAUAGGAGGCAGAUUGAAAAGUUGGAGAAAGAGAGGACGCUGACUGCUCAGUGCAGAAAGAAUGGCUGGACAGAUGUGCCUGGAGAACUGGAAGAGUACGAGAAAGUACUGGAGGAAGAAAGAAAUGCUGAGAAGACAAAUCUUCAAAAGCAGCUAGUGAAGAUUCAUAAUGGUGUGAGGAAAUUUCAGAGACAGCUAAUAGAUGUGAAGCCAACUCCUGAGUUGAUUGAAAGACUGAAGGAAAUAAUGUCAGAGGUGGAAAUCUCAAUUAACACCCUAAAGAAGGAACAGCGUUCAUGCUUUGAGGAACUUUUGAAAGAGGAGAGGACAUGCAGACAGGAGAUUGCUGCGUAUGAGAAGAAGAUUGAAAACGUGAGCCUUGCUGUCAAAUCCGAGCCCAAACUACCCACAGCUCCCACUGUUAAGACCAAACCCCUGGACAGAGACCUCCCUGCAGAGGUCAGAGCACUGGAGGCUUUCCUGCUGAAGACCGGAGGCCCUUGUGGUGGCUGGGACCAAUAUGACCACCAAGCCUUCCUUAAAGUCUGGACAAAGCACAGUGGACAACCAGCCUACAGGAAAGAGGUCAAACUGUACCUUCCUAGUAAAACAUUGGAAGAGAUAGAGCAACAUGAGGACUGGCAUCAGGAGCUGAUCUACCUACAGGACAGAAAGAGAGAGGCUAUUCAGCGGUGGAAGGCCAGCAAACAUCAGGAACGCCAGACCAGAAUACAGAGUCAGGAGGAGGUGGAGGAGGCAGGAAUUAGGGAGAAGGAGGCCAAGAGCCAGGUCCACCAACACAGGACUGAGGAGGAGAGGAGGGAGGCGGCACAGCGACUGGAGGUGUGGAAGGAAGAGAAAAGAAGGAAGGAGGAACAGGAAGAGGAGCAGAGGCUGGCUGAGGAGAUACAAAAGAGGAGACGGGCAAAGGAAGAGCGUCGGCGGCAGCUGGAAGUGAAGCUGACCGUUGAGGAGCAGCUACGACUGAAGAGAGAGGAGGAGGAGGAACAGGGGAGGAGGAGGAGAGCGGAGGAACAGAGGGAGAUGGACGAGAGGAGAAGGGAGGCAGUAAAGGGCAUCAAACGCUUUACUGAAAGGGAUCUUCAAAAGGUGGAGGCAAAGCUUCAGGAGAAACAGCUCAGGGAAAAAGAGGAAGAGGAAAGACAGAGGAGAAUCACUGCUAAGUUGAAGGAGAAGGUGGAUAGUCACAUCAGCAGAGACCCCUCCAGGCUUACCCGUCCCACUAAGGGUUGGGAGGAGCGAAUGAAACACAUUGGACCUUCAGGAGGAGGGCCUGUGCUACAGAUGUUUCACAGAGCUGUUCCCACUUGGAGACAAGGCCUGUGAUGAGCAUCAAAGGAAGUUAACUGAAAUGCAUUCAGAAUGUUUUUAGUUUUUUAUAGAAAUUAUAUUAAAUGAAAAUGUAUGUAAUGGAACCUCAAUACCAGAUUGUGCCUUUCCUUGAAUCUACUGUUUGCUGCUGUUUGCUUUAACUUUUACAAAACCAUUAUUUUAAAUAAAAGCUUGUGUAAACUUCA